This is a messenger RNA of Rubroshorea leprosula, 2492 nucleotides long. Lineage: Eukaryota; Viridiplantae; Streptophyta; Magnoliopsida; Malvales; Dipterocarpaceae. The record is from the annotation of a GenBank genome assembly.
CUCACCAUAGAUUGGAAAAGAACACCCAUUUCUCUGCUGCUUUUUAAGUGGACUUUUGGGGGGACACAUUUUCAGAGAGAGAAAUACAAAAAAAAACAGUGCUCGCCGGAGAGUCACACGUUCCGUUGUCUUCGCCGGUUGUUUGCCGGGCAACCGCAAUGGGAAGUCUUCUUGACCCAUCUGCGCAAGAGUUCAGACCGACAUACUGCCUCGUCACUCCUGCUCCCAUUCCCACCCAAAUUCCGAUCUUUAGGGCUUCACCUCCGCAGCUGUUUUAUCCGUACCCCCCUCAAACAGUUGCGUUUGUUGAUACCUCGGUUGGGUUCCCGCAGUAUCCGGCUCCUGUGCUUCCGACUUAUGUGGUGCAACAGCCGUCGUUACCUCCUCCGUCGACGGCGGCGACGCGUUCGCUGCUGCUGUCGUCGGUUCUAAGUGACGUGAGUGAGACGUUGGUGCGGAGGGAAUUGGAGGUAUUCGGGGAGGUGCGUGGGGUACAGAUGGAGAGGGUUUUGGACGGGAUCGUGACGGUUCAUUUCUACGAUCUGAGGGACGCGGAGAGGGCGUUGAAAGAGAUUCGAGAGCAGCACAUGCAGCAGCAGACCCGGCUGAAGAACCACUACAUGAGUUUAACGACGUUGGGUCCUGGUGGUGAGAGCAACGCGUUCCCGCCACAACCUCCGCCGGCGCGUGGGCUCGUAGCUGGACGAGCCGUUUGGGCCCACUUUGUCGUUCCAUCUUGUAAUGCAGUCCCUAGCGGGAAUAAUCAAGGGACUGUUGUUGUUUUCAACUUGGACUCCGCCGUCUCCUCCUCGGAGCUGAAGGAAAACUUCCAGUCUUUUGGUGCAAUAAAGGAACUGAGGGAGACGCCGGGCAAGAAAAAUCAGAGGUUCAUAGAGUUUUACGACGUAAGAGACGCGGCAAAGGCCUUGAAAGAAUUGAAUGGAAAGGAAAUUAAUGGGAGACAGAUUGUGAUCGAGUUCAGUCGCCCUGGAGGCCACACUGGGAAGUUAAUCAACAAAGCCGCCGUUACUGGCUCCGCCACAAUCCAUAGUAAAAACAUCGUCACAAGUAGUCCGCGCCCAAGGCAUCCAAGAUACCUUCCUCCUCCGCCGCCACCUCCUGGCAAAUUCUCCAGUCACUUGCCUUCCAAUGUUUCCCCUGGUUCUUUUCUGUCCCAAAAACGGCCCUCCACAAUUAAAUCACCGAAUCCAGGCACGCCUAAUGGGAAUAGCAGUAGAUGUAUUUCUGUAGAAGCUUCCAUGGGCAAACUGUCGUUGAGUGGUGGCAGUGGCGACGAAAUUGAAAAGAAAGCUGGCAAUGGAAUUCCCAAAAAGAGCGCCAAAAAGAACCAUAAUAGUCCGUCAACAGCCUCUAGUUCUAAGCAGCAGUAUUCCCGAAAUCGGCCGUGGAAGAGUAAACAGGUGAAAAGGUUCGACCCUCGUUUUCUCAUAAGCCAAGAUGUUAUGAUCGAGGCUGAUAGCCGAGAUUCCCGAACCACCGUCAUGAUCAAGAAUAUACCCAACAAAUACAGUCAAAAACUGCUCCUGAAUAUGUUGGAUAAUCAUUGUAUACAUUGCAACGAGCAGAUUUCCGACGGCGACGAUCAGCCGUUGUCGGCCUAUGAUUUCGUUUAUCUCCCCAUUGAUUUCAAUAACAAAUGCAACGUGGGAUAUGGGUUUGUGAACAUGACGUCGCCGGAGGCGACAUGGAGACUGUACAAGGCGUUUCAUCAUCAGCACUGGGAGGUCUUUAACUCCAGAAAAAUCUGUGAAGUUACAUAUGCUAGAGUUCAGGGAGUGGAAGCUUUGAAGGAUCAUUUCAAGGACUCAAAGUUUCCAUGCGAGCUAGAUCAUUACUUGCCGGUGGUGUUUUCGCCACCUCGAGAUGGGAAACAGUUGACGGAGCCUGUUCCUAUUGUGGGUCCAAAGAAGGAAAAGAAGCAGCAGAUCGUCUGCGACGACUCCUCCAAAUCUACUAUUGCUACUACUGAUGAUGAGGAAGACGAUGUGACCGCCGGCAGUUCUGAUUCACAACAACAAGCCAGUAUUAUUACCGAUUCUGCCAAUCAUUCCACCUGCAUCUCUGUCCCCGUUGACUAAAAUGAUGAGGAAGACGGCGGCGGCGGCAUUCUUAGGCCGAGCGGUGGCGGCGGCGAAACAUCAUCAUGGGGACAAAAGAUAAAUGUUGCAAGGUUUUUUUUUUUGAAAGUGGGUUCGUUCGUAUGUGUGGAUUUAUUACUCAUGAACGUAAUAAUGUAAAAAAGUUAGUUUACUAAGAGCCAAGGCAGGCAGUAUCCAUUCAGAGCCUUUCUGUUGUUGGUUUUUGCUGCAGCAACCAAUGACUGAAACGGUGCGUAUUGAGCUCCGAGCCAGGAGCUCAUCUUCCAUAGCUGCCGCAGACUGUUGCAGCCAUCACAUCUUCUACCUACAGCUGUAUGCCUCUACCUUUUGCUUAAUUUUCAUUAGAAAAAUUAAUAAUGAAGUUUCUCCUUU